Molecule: messenger RNA, 1145 nt
Organism: Quercus robur (English oak)
Lineage: Eukaryota; Viridiplantae; Streptophyta; Magnoliopsida; Fagales; Fagaceae
Product: metalloendoproteinase 2-MMP-like
Exons: 2
Coding region: 57-1145 (362 amino acids)
Biological process (GO): proteolysis; collagen catabolic process; extracellular matrix organization
Cellular component (GO): extracellular matrix
Molecular function (GO): metalloendopeptidase activity; zinc ion binding
Source: RefSeq, a predicted model, not a curated record
GAAAUUCUACUCUCAUUUUCUCUCAUCAAUCUCUUUGUCCUAUAAAUAAAAUAACCAUGAGAUUGAUCCACUCAGCAUUGCUGCUUUCUCUUUCGCUUUUGUAUAUUCCAAAUCCAAUUUCAGCUCACUUCUUUACCAACGUAUCUUCAAUUCCGCCAUGGCUAAACGCAACAGGAAGCAAUUGGGAAUCGUUCCACAACCUCUCCGGUCACCACUUUGGUCAAAGAGUCGACGGCUUGAACAGGCUCAAGAGUUACUUACAUUACUUCGGUUACAUCAACGGCACGUCGAACUUCACCGACGAUUUCGACGAUGCACUCAAGUCAGCCGUCGAAACGUACCAGAAAAACUUCAACCUUAACGUCACCGGAAGUCUCGACAACCACACCGUACAGCAGAUUAUAAAACCCAGGUGCGGCGUCGCCGACAUCGUCAACGGUACCUCGGCCAUGAACUCCGGAAAAUCGAACGCCACCUCGUCCUUCCUCAGCAUCGUCGCUCGCUACGCGUUUUUUCCCGGCGAACCUCGUUGGCCCGAAGGCCACUACGACCUAACCUACGCGUUCAAUCCAGAAGAAAACAUCACCGACGAGAUCAGGGGCGUGUUCGCACGCGCGUUCGACCGUUGGUCCAAGGUGACGCCGCUAACGUUCGAGCUGUCAACCUCGCCGAACUCGGCGGACAUCACGAUCGGGUUCUUCAACGGCGAACACGGCGACGGAGAGCCGUUUGAUGGGAUCUUGGGAACGCUGGCCCACGCGUUUUCGCCGCCGAGCGGGCGGUUCCAUUUGGACGCCGCCGAGUCGUGGGUCGUCGACGACGACGUCAACAAGUCCACGUCGCUGGCGGCGAUCGAUCUGGAGUCGGUGGCUGUGCACGAGAUUGGGCAUUUGCUUGGGCUCGGACAUUCGUCGGUGGAGGAGUCGAUCAUGUACCCUGCGAUCACGACGAGGACUAGGAAGGUCGAGCUUCAAAGCGAUGAUAUUAUGGGGAUUCAGUACUUGUACGGAGCGAACCCGGCGGGUAACAAUGGUUCAUCUACGCCGUCAUCUGGUCGUGAAACUAGUGAUGGUGGUGGCGCAUUGAUUUCGAGCUCUCUGUUGAGCAUUCGAGCCUUUUUGGCCGUUGGUGAUUUGUAUACAUGA